UGAUUGGUCGUCCCGAGGCGGGUCCUUCGGUUUUUAGUCAUUUUUAACUUCGAGCCGAGUGCGAGCGGACGAUUUACCGGUGCGAUGCUGGCUAGGAUUUUAUCGCGAGUGCUGCUAGGUGCGACCCAGUGAUACCUCAGGAUAGAGAUGGGACUGUGAGCCGAUCCGGCUCCGAUCGCACGGGAUUGUUUGGAUUAUAUGAGGAUUCGUCGAGUCGAGGAGGCGCACAGAUAACCUGAGGUCGCGAGAGGACGUCGAGGAUGGUGGGUUUCUACCGGACAGAGCCCCGGAACCCUGGACAGAUGCCGAUGUCCGGAGGGAUGCCGGAGCUGGAGACUAUGAACCCGGUGAAGAACCUGGUGUGCAGUCCGGACCUAAGCGUGUUCGGGACGCCGGGCGCGGCCGAGGCGACGAUGGGCGCGAUCGGAGGAGACAAACUGUACCAGUGCCUGCUCUGCCAGAAGAGCUUCGACCAGAAGACCGCCUACCAGAGCCAUCUGCGCUCCCACGGAAAGGAGGGCGAGGACCCGUACCGGUGCGACAUCUGCAGCAAGACGUUCGCGGUGCCGGCCAGGUUGACGCGGCACUACCGUACCCACACCGGGGAAAAGCCUUAUCAGUGCGAGUACUGCAACAAGUCCUUCUCCGUUAAGGAGAAUCUCAGCGUGCACCGCAGGAUCCACACGAAGGAACGGCCGUACAAAUGCGACGUGUGCGAGCGGGCGUUUGAACAUAGCGGCAAGCUGCACCGCCACAUGAGGAUACACACGGGCGAGCGACCGCACAAGUGCUCGGUGUGCGCCAAAACCUUCAUCCAGAGCGGCCAGCUCGUCAUCCACAUGCGCACGCACACCGGGGAAAAGCCCUACGUCUGUAAGGCCUGCGGCAAAGGGUUCACCUGCUCGAAGCAGCUCAAGGUGCACACGCGCACCCACACCGGCGAGAAGCCCUACACCUGCGACAUAUGCGGCAAGUCGUUCGGCUACAACCACGUGCUCAAGCUCCACCAGGUCGCGCACUACGGGGAGAAGGUGUACAAGUGUACUCUCUGCCACGAGACGUUCAACUCCAAGAAGACCAUGGAGCUGCACAUCAAGACCCACUCGGACUCGAGCGUGACCUCGCCCCGGGACUCGCCCAUCGAACCGGUCGUCGAGAUCUCCCAGGGCGCGGCCGCCGCCGUGGUAGCGGGCACCCUCUGCUCCCUGGGCUCGUCCGGCGGCUCCGACAAAGAGAACAAGACUGAGGAGGUCGGGGACGCGCACCACCACCACGGGUACGCGCAGCACCGAGAUUUCUACUACCUCUACCCGGCCCCCCGGGAGUCCUACGGCCAGCAGGCGACCCCGGUGCCCGGGGUCAAUCCGGCGCUGCUGGCGGUCGCCGCGGCCGCCGCCGCCGCCGAGGAGCGCACCUUCCAGAGCCCCCCGAUGGCGGCCCAGAUGCCGGACUCCCACGUCUUCCUCUACCCCGAGGUCGUCUCCACGACCUACGGAGCCUACUCCGGCGCCCGGUCUCCGGGAGACGCACCCGUCAACGAGUGCUCCUCUCUCCUCGACCUGCCCGGCAACGACGCCCGGAGGAGGGUCGAGGCUGCCCUGGAGGCCGUUGAGGAGGAGCACCAGCGCGAGUACGGCGUCAGGGUGGACAGGGAGCCGAUGCUGACCCCGCCCAGCAGCAACCCCGUGAGUCCGGCGCCCUCGCCCGACCCCCUCGACCUCGCCAUCCCCGUGAAGGAGACGCUCAUCCUGCCACCCCGCAAACGCUGCAAGAUGAUCCUCGAGUCCAUGGAGAGCGAACGCACCGAGCUCGCCUCUCAGAGGCAGAACUCCGUCAUCCAGUUCGCGAGGGCCUCUUAGUGCUCCAGUCCGGUGGCCCUUCUCCGGUCCGUAUUCCUCGUUGCCGGUCGUUUCCUAAAUUCGUACGUGUGCUCGCGCUGCAAUUACUUUCGAAUCCUAGUAUUAACUGGUGAUGUAUACAUAUAAAUGAAUAUAUUUACGAAGCGCGCCGAGUGCGACGGGAGGAGAACGUUACGCUGGGAAGCUGUUCCCCGGGAGCGCGGAGGUGGUCGCAGCGCAGGAGUCCCCCUGCGUUGAUCGCGCGUCCUCGAGAGGAGCCUUUCCGCUCCUCGUCGGAACGUCCGAUCCGCCACUCGGAACUUCCUGGAGCGACGAAGGAGCGUGGACCGCGCCUGGUCGCUCCCCCUCGACGUGGUAUCUCGCUGUUUUCCGAAAUUCUCUCAGGGCUUAUCCGGAUAAGUAGGUUACGACGUACGGUGCACGGCCGUCCUGGACAUUGCGACGACUCGAUGUCGCGGCGUUAACGGAUUCUCGCUACUCGUUCGCAGACUGCGUUCCUGGUCAUCCCGAUGGGUCCCGGCCCUUCCUGGCUUCCUGGCUCGGGCGUAACGUUCGCGGCUAGAGACUAUAGCACCAAACAAUUGAUAUCUCUGUGAUAAGAACUCCGUACUACCAGAGUAUUGAGGGGAGCUGAGCCCACUGCCAGUACAAGCGUAAACGCAGCGCGCGAGGCCGCGCGGACGCGCCCCUUGAGAAGCGGUUGCGCGCUCUCGCGCGCUCCUACCUAUGUUCAUAAUUUAUCGAGUAACCUAACUUACCGUUGUGCGUGUACAUGCGAGUUAAUUGUAAAUGUCAACCUUCGACUAUUUAAACGUGGAUUGGGUAUUCGUUCGAGUUGUCCUCCGAAGAUAUGCUCCGCUCCGGUAGACCUGAAUCGACUCUCUUGGACGUCGACGCCUCUCUAUGCUAAUCUGAAACAUAUUAGAUUAUAUGUUAAUAUCCUCUGCGAAGUGUUAUUUCGCGAGUCCAUUUGAUGGACCUUUUAAGGUAAAUUAUUCUCUAGCUUCUCGAGUUAUUUAAUUAAUUUAACGUUCUUCCCCUAUGUCCUUGGUCUGUGGAGCGGGGCGCGCUUGUUGUUCAUCUGUCAUGGUCUUUGGUGGAGUCGCCGAGUUGGUGGUCCAUGUUUCAAUAGUCAGGGGUGAACACGGUCGCACGAUCCUCAGGCGGCAUCCAGCAAUAUCCCGAUCGGGAAAGCAAAGCGCCUGGCCGUCUUGCGGCCAAUUAUUUUUUAAGAUCGCGAGGCGCUAGACGCACCGUACGGAGGCGAAUCAUUCGAUUCCGUUUGCUAGCGCGACUUAGUUUGUAUACUGUAGACCGUAGUAUUCGUAAAAAGCGUGCGCGGCGGCGCGACACGCGCGUUUACACUGUCCCCGCUAUGGCGCGUCGAACUGAUUACACAUAAAUGAAGAAAGGAACUUGUAAGUUAAUUUUUAAGCCGCGACAAUCGGUGGGUUUUGCCGCUGCGAAAGACUCUCAUCUAACCCGAGCGCAGUACCGAAUUCGCGUCUCCGCGAAGCGACUUCUGGCGACGUCAUGCGCUUGCGGGCAUUGAUGUCGCCAGGAGUCUCGUGUAAAGGUCGAUUUAUACUAUCCGAUCAGAUACGGUCGGAACGAAAAAGUAGCAUUGACGGUCCCACAAAAACAGAAGGUAUAUUUGUACUAUCAGUUUAGUUCAAGCACCGAUUUUAAAACUCAAUUUACUGACGUUGCAAAUCAUUCUUGCCGGUAAAGCCGGACGGUACACGUACGAUACACAACGUUACCGAGUAUAUAUACUCCGAUUACAAGUGCAUGUGAAAGUGUAUUUCAGCAGACGCUACUUUUAAAUUUGGUAUGAAUCGACCUAACGCCGAGGUCAAACGACGCUAUCGAGCUGGGAUUUUUGUGUCCAUUUAUGACGAUGGACGUGGUUAAGCCGCCAUUUUAUGCCCGAAUAGAUCCAAGACAGGUUUCAUGGAUCCAUGUUUUCUUCGGGUUAUAGCCGAUUGACUGAAACAGAGAUAUUAUGGUGGAUUAACUGUCUACGUAGAAUAUCUUGCAAAAUGUACUGCUGUAACUCUGGUAGCGGAAUCUCGCCUUGAUACCCUUCCAGUAGGCGAAGUGGGCCAGCAUGUGGUGAGGGCUUUUGGUCUUUGGUACCGCAUCCGAAAUAAUCAUGACAUAUCUCCAGCUUCCCGGCUCGUUAAUAUCGUUCGGUCUCGACACGCCAUCUCGCCUCGGGCGGGACACUUAACGAACGCCUGGAAAGUCUCGAAAUGCACUUCCGAAACGAUGUCACGCGACGCAUCUUUUUACCGUACCGCAUCAUCUUACCGUAGACCCUGAAGAGCCACCUCGCUCGCGAGUAUCUCGCGAGGUGCUGGGAUAGUAUUCACACCAAGUCACGAUACAUUCUCAUUUGUCACGUGGAUGCGUGGGUGCAGCGUCGAUUCGUUUCAAGAUGUCCCUGUCUUUUAUUUACUGUGAUGGUUACUUUUUAUACUCGUGGCUGAAGCGCCCCUCACGGUGACUUCUGAUGUACAAUAGACGCUACGUGGACGUUCGGACAGCGCGAUCGCCGGUCGUUUCUUACAAUUUUUCAUUUUAAAGUCCGCCUCUGAAUCGUCACUGCACGCCGUCCUCCAUUGACUUCAUCCAUUUACUUUACAUUCGUCUAACUAGCGCCAGUUUUACGCGAUCCGCCUGCCGUUAAAAAAAAAUAAAAAAGUACGAUUCGCCCGCGGAAGCCGCGCCUCGCGGUGCGCACCCGCGGUCGGCCAUUGACAAAUAUAAAAUUACGAAUCGAUAUAUACAUAUAUAUAUUUAUAAAUUAAUAUCAGCGAAUCGCAUAUUACCGUAUACCCUAAGUUUGUAAUCGAAUUUGGAAAGUAGAGAGUUCGUGGACUAGCUAGUUGUAAUAAUCAAGCGGAGGCGCGACCCGUUUCUUCGCAGCAUUCUCUCUCGUGAGUUUCGUCGUGACUGUGUGUGUUGUUACCUUGUUUAUUUUUGUAUAUAGACUCGAAAGCAUUAUAUAUUUAAAUUUAAGAGGUUGUCUGUUGGUAUGUACAUGAUUUAUCGGUAUAGCUGAUUUAUUAUUACUUUGAUAAAAUCGUACUAAACGUGACUACGGACGCUGGCCAGUCACUGUCAUAGAAGAAUAAACAUUUUCAGUUAUUACGCCCUUUGUCGAGUUACUUCGCAUCCUCCUGGGUAAUCCGUGAGAUCGCCACGUCAACGGCAUUCACAUUCUCGACCCUGUGAAUUCAUAUCCUUGUAUUGAUACUUGCGUUAAAACGAAAUGACUUUGGCUGUCGCACAGAGGACCCUAAUCUAGCCGAGCAUUUCCUUUAGGCUGUCCACACCCAAUGGUGUUCGUAUAAGUAGGGCAUUUUCUUUGUACCCGCCGAAAAUCAAUACGGAUUGUGGCAUACUACUUGGGUUUCCCUCUUUUCCUGGUAUAAGCGAGGGUGAGUCCUGUCCAAGGGUGGCCAAGGGUAACGAGAUGUGUCCUGGACCCGGACCCGGUGGCUUCAACGAUUUUUCCCGUGCCUUUCCGUCCCCUGGCAAACUACGUCUUCGGAUUCUUAAUGUCGCCUUGUGGAGGCCGGGCUAGGAAGGGAGACUCCAAGGACCCACCGACCUAUAUUGGGUCAGUGAACUUAGCUCCCCGGUUUAUGCACCCCACGAAACUUGCCGAAAAUCGCUGGGGUGCGCGUUUCCGAGGAGGGUGCCACGCCUCUGAUCGAGAGUACUUCCUUUCUUCGGUGGAAAACCUUAGGCCCGGCCUGGGCUUAAUGGUUCCUUCCGUAUACUGAGAAAAACAUUUUUUUUCCUUCAAAGAAAUUAUUUCUUUGGAUGGAAUUUAAGCAAUUUUAACGUAUAAUCAAAGAAAUGUAAUCCGCCAAAAAAUGCCGAAUGUUUAACCGCGAUGCGGUUUUAAGGGAAUACGGAGAAUAUUGUAAUUUCUGUGAAUGAAAAAUAUGUCUCGUUGGGGUAAUUACAUGUUCAUUCUACCAAAACACUGGUACUUCAUCCAAGUGAGGAUUAUUCAAAGAAAUCAAUUUUUUGAAAUGAAAGAAAUACUUUUCUCAGCGUAGUAACCUGCCUGGAGACGGAAGAUAAGAAUGUAUAAAUGUAAAAGUGCGUUUUAUUCAUUGUAAUAUGCCUAUCUUUUAAAAGUUAGUUAGUUCACCCGUGCGGAAAUAUACUUCGAGAAAGAUUUAUCUUUUACCCUCGAGACCGCAUGACUGUCCACGGGUCACCUGCGAAAUUGAUGUCUCUCAAACAUAUUAUCCGACAAUUGAAAAUGAACGUCCUUUUUAUAGCAAUAAUAUGAAAGCUUCUUACAAAUUUUAUAACCGAGUUGUAAAAGAUGCAGACACGUUUAAAAAUGUUAAAGCGUUCCAACGACGUAUUCUAUGUAAAUUUUGCGGUUCGGUUGAAGAUUCAACCUUGCCGAUUUUUUCUUUUUAUUGAUAAGGCUGCAUAAACCUUGAUAUCACAUGUAAUAGUACAUUUCGACAUACCCAAUAAAUUGUAGAAUGAA
Orussus abietinus is the source of this 6384-nucleotide messenger RNA. It is a transcript of the gene Kr-h1, whose product is annotated as zinc finger protein 583. Gene Ontology annotation, molecular function: RNA polymerase II cis-regulatory region sequence-specific DNA binding; DNA-binding transcription factor activity. The record is from RefSeq and is a predicted model, not a curated record. The coding region runs from base 261 to 1859 and encodes 532 amino acids. Gene Ontology annotation, biological process: regulation of transcription by RNA polymerase II. NCBI's taxonomy places the organism in Eukaryota, Metazoa, Arthropoda, Insecta, Hymenoptera, Orussidae. The transcript is spliced from 2 exons.